ACCGACGAGCAGGUGCGGGCGCUGGCGGUACUGUCGCGGGUCGGCGGCGCGCUGUCGCUGGCCGCAGUGCUGCUCGUGUUUGCCGCCUACGCGAUGUUCGGCCGGCUGCGCACCGUGCCCAACACUUUCCUCUUGUUCGCGUCGGCCGCCAGCGCCGGCGCCUCCGUCGCCUGCCUCAUCGCCUACGACGGCGUCUGGAGCGGCCAGGCCGGCGCGCUGUGCCAGGCGCAGGGCUUCCUGUUUGAGAUGUUCGUGCAGUCGGACCCCUGGUGGUCGCUGGCCAUGGCCGUCAACGUCACGCUCGUCUUGUAUAGGGGCGCGAACACGCACACGGUCAUGCGGUGGGGGUGGCUCUACUGCGCCGUCUGCUACGGAGGCCCCUUUAUGGCGGCCCUGGUGUGUCUGAUGCUGCGAGACGCGGACAAGACGGCCGUGUACGGA
Molecule: messenger RNA, 441 nt
Organism: Lasiosphaeria miniovina
Lineage: Eukaryota; Fungi; Ascomycota; Sordariomycetes; Sordariales; Lasiosphaeriaceae
Exons: 2
Biological process (GO): cell surface receptor signaling pathway; adenylate cyclase-activating G protein-coupled receptor signaling pathway
Cellular component (GO): plasma membrane
Molecular function (GO): G protein-coupled receptor activity
Source: RefSeq, a predicted model, not a curated record